Lactuca virosa is the source of this 2337-nucleotide messenger RNA. The record is from the annotation of a GenBank genome assembly. NCBI's taxonomy places the organism in Eukaryota, Viridiplantae, Streptophyta, Magnoliopsida, Asterales, Asteraceae.
AUGGAAACGAUCUUGAAGCAGUUGUAUGAAGAUUUAAGAGGGACUGUGCUCAAGUGUUCUGCUCUUGGAAACUUUCAGCAGCCAUUGAGGGCUUUGAUGUACUUGAUAAGUUUUCCAGUUGGUGCUAAAGCUUUGGUGAAUCAUCAAUGUGCUCUUCCUGAUCAAAGUUUUUACAAGAGUCAGCCUGAUGUUGGCGAGCAGUGUUUUAUGGACUCAUCAACAAGACGCCCUGCUGACCUUUUAUCUUCAUUUGCAACAAUCAAAUCUGUCAUGAACAAUUUAUACGAUGGAUUGGCAGAAAUUCUUAGGUCUCUUUUAAAGAACACAAACACACGAGAGAAUGUGCUCCAAUAUAUUGCAGAAGUGAUCAACAAAAAUGCAUCAAGGGCUCAUAUCCAGGUUGAUCCUAUGUCUUCUGCAAGUUCAGGCAUGUUUGUGAACCUUAGUGCUGUUAUGCUUCGAUUGUGUGAACCUUUCUUGGAUGCAAAUUCAACAAAGAAAGACAAAAUUGACCCUAAAUAUGUCUUUUAUGGUUCUCGUUUGGAUUUCAAAGAACUAACUGCUCUUCAUGCAUCUUCGGAGGAAGUUACUGAAUGGUUAAACAAAAACAAGCCAAACAAUGAAGAAAACAGGUUGCUUCAAUCUCAAGAAACAACAAGUUCUGGUCAACCAAGUGAAAGCUAUUCAUUUAUUUGUGAAUGUUUCUUUAUGACUGCUCGGGUUCUAAAUUUGGGUCUUCUGAAAGCUUUUUUAGACUUCAAGCAUCUUGUCCAGGAUAUUCAAAGAAGUGAAGAUACUCAGAUACUGAGGGAUGCAGGACUACUUCAACAGGCAUUAUCUUUCUAUCAGUUAAUGGUGGUUUGGUUAGUGAGUAGAAUUGGUGGUUUCAAAAUGCCUUUACCACAACCUUGCCCCAUGGAAUUUGCAUGUAUGCCUGAACACUUUGUGGAAGAUGUUAUGGAGUUGCUUAUUUUUGCUUCUAGAAUCCCUAGAGCUUUAGAUGGUGUCAAAUUGGAUGAUUUUAUGAACUUUAUUAUCAUGUUUAUGGCAAGUCCAGAGUACAUUAGGAACCCUUACCUAAGAGCCAAAAUGGUUGAAGUCUUGAAUUGUUGGAUGCCUCGUAGGAGUGGCUCAUCUUCUGCUACCAGUACACUUUUUGAGGGGCACCAACUCUCUGUUCAGUAUCUUGUGAAGAAUCUUUUGAAACUCUAUGUGGAUAUCGAGUUCACAGGAUCCCACACUCAGUUUUAUGACAAGUUUAACAUCCGCCAUAACAUUGCUGAACUUCUAGAAUACCUUUGGCAAGUCCCUAUUGCGAAAGAAGAGGAAAAGGGUGUUUACUUGAACUUUUUAAUCAACGAUAGCAUCUUUCUUCUUGAUGAAAGUCUGAACAAGAUUCUUGAGCUUAAAGAGCUUGAAGCUGAAAUGGCUAACACAACUGAAUGGGAACAAAGAUCAGCACAAGAAAGACAGGAGAGAACUAGACUUUUCCACUCUCAAGAAAAUAUUAUUAAGAUUGACAUGAAGUUAGCCAUGGAAGACGUGAGCAUGCUUGCUUUCACCACUGAGCAAAUCACAGCCCCUUUCCUCUUACCCGAAAUGGUUGAAAGAGUUGGCAGUAUGUUGAAUUAUUUCCUGUUACAGCUUGUGGGCCCUCAAAGAAAAUCAUUGAGUUUAAAAGAUCCUGAAAAAUACGAGUUUCGCCCAAAACAAUUGCUUAAACAGAUUGUCAACAUAUAUGUCAUUACAAAAGAUGGACGUUCCUACAACGACCAGUUAUUUACGGAAGCUGCAAAUGUUCUUAGAAGAAUCAGUGAAGAUCCAAGAAUGUUUGAUGAUUUGGGUAAAAAAGCUAGAUCUGCAGCAUCCGAAGCCAUGGAUGCUGAAGCUAUUUUGGGAGAUAUUCCAGAUGAAUUUCUUGAUCCAAUCCAGUACACUCUGAUGAAAGAUCCCGUCAUUUUACCAUCUUCAAGAAUCAUAGUAGACAGACCCGUGAUUCAGAGGCAUCUUCUCAGUGACCCUACGGAUCCGUUCAAUCGAUCACAUCUUACACCGGACAUGUUAAUUCCAGACACGGAGUUGAAACAGAAAAUAGAAGAAUUUGUGAGGUUACAACAAAGGAAGCAAGAAGAUAUGAGCAUGCAAAGCAGCUCUAAAUCUUCUAUUCAAUCACCAGAUGCUACAACAUCUCGUUGGUUGGUUGUUUGGUAUUACUCAAAACAGGAGGCUGAUGUUCUUCUGAGACACACAAAGCUUUGGAAAUUGAAGAUUCAUUCAUUCAUCAGCUUUGACCUCAGACUUAGACAAUGGAUCCUUUUGAUUCAAGAUGUAGCGUAG